AUGCAGGGACCAUGGGGGUUGCGCCAGAGGCUCCUGACCUUGCUCCUGAGUUUUCUUCACUUUACCUGGGCAGAAAUCCAAACGCCCCAGCUGCAGAAGGAGGUUCCUCUAUAUCAAGCCCUGAGCUUGAAGGAAAGUUUCUUGCUUCUUGCCCUACACAACAGACUUCGGAGCAAGGUCCACCCCCCGGCUGCCAACAUGCAGAGAAUGGAUUGGAGUGAUCAGCUGGCCAGGCUGGCCCAGGAGCAGGCAGCCCAGUGUUCAGCCCAGGCUUUGCUCCCUGCCCGGGUCCAGGCCCUGCAGGUAGGCUGGAAUGUGCAGCUCCUGCCGGCUGGGGCUGCCUCCUUCACCGAUGUGAUCACUUCGUGGUUUCGAGAGGGGCAACGGUACACCUACUCGGCUGCUCAGUGUGCCAGCAACUUGACCUGUGCUCACUACACUCAGCUUGUGUGGGCCACCUCAAGCCAGCUGGGCUGUGCGAAACACCUGUGCACUGUGGGCCUCAUGGAGAUGGAAGCAUUUGCUUGUGCCUAUUCUCCUGGGGGCAACUGGGAGAUGAAUGGGAAGACCAUCGUCCCAUACAAAAAAGGGGCCUGGUGUUCGCUCUGCACUGCUGGUGUUUCAGGCUGUUUCAAAGCCUGGGAUCAUGGUGGCGGGCUCUGUGAGGUACCCAGAAACCCGUGUCGGAUGAGUUGCCGGAACAAUGGACAUCUCAAUGUCAGCACCUGUCACUGUGACUGCCCCUCAGGUUACACUGGCAGGUACUGCCAAGUGCGGUGCAGUGUCCAGUGUCAACAUGGCCGGUUCCGGGAAGAAGAGUGCUCCUGUCUCUGCGAUGUUGGCUAUGGUGGAGCUGAGUGUGCAAUCAAGGUCCAGUUCCCCUUCCAUGCCUGUGACCUUUGGAUAGAUGGCAGCUGCUUCAUGAUCUCCCCUGAGGCAGACACAUACUAUGGGUCCAAGAAUAAAUGUCAGGAGAAGGGUGGAAUGCUGGCUCAGAUUGAGAAUCAAAAAGUCCAGGACAUCCUUGCCUUCUACCUGGGACGCCUGGAAACCACCAACGAGGUGACAGAUGCUGACUUUGAGACCAGGAACUUCUGGAUUGGACUGACCUACAAGACCUCCAAGGACUCUUUCCGUUGGGCCACGGGAGAGCGUUACUCCUUCACCAGCUUUGCCUUUGGCCAGCCAGACAACCAGGGGUUUGGGAACUGUGUGGAGCUGCAGGCAUCUGCUGCAUUCAAUUGGAAUGACCAGCGCUGCAAAACCCGAAACCGCUAUAUCUGCCAGUUUGCCCAGGAGCACAUUUCCCAGUGGGACGUGAAGCCCUGAGGUGGGAGCUCCCGUCAUUUCUGCCAGCCUCCAGCCCAUCCCUCCUUCCCUUGCCCCAAGCCCUUGGCACCCAUCUGGAAGAAGAUGAUUCAGGCAGCUCAGAAGAUGAUUCUGGAACAAGGAUACCCCGCCCCCGACAUCUGCCGUGCUCAUUUGGCAUCUUUGUAUCUCCUUGAAAGAGAAAUGGGGCCCAGGGAAUGAGGCAGAAGACUCACUGACCACCAGGGAAGGGGUGUGUGUGAGAGGAGGGCUGAGUGAAGCUGGUAUAGGGCAGGUGGAAAUAACCAUUAGAGGCUCCUAGUCACUAACCACCCCACCCUCCCUCUCCCCUCUUGAACACAGGGUAAGAGGGGUUUCUGGGCCAGGUCUUUCUCUUAAUGUUUUCUGUUGUGGUAUCCUACCUUUUGCUUCUACUGGUUUAUAGGGAGAGCCAAGAAAUAUGUGCCAGGCGCAGCCCUGGCCAUCCCGGAAGGAUCUGCCGCACACCAUAAACACUGCUCUUUAGAUCAUUCAAUGCUCUUGACAGGAAGCAUGGGCAGAGAGACCACUCCCCAACCCCCUCUGUUUGUGUGAUAGUAAGUCUAGGUACUAGGACCUGGCUAGUCAUGGUAUUGGGCAAGGAAUAUAGCAAAGCA
Trichosurus vulpecula (common brushtail) is the source of this 1964-nucleotide messenger RNA. It is a transcript of the gene CLEC18B, whose product is annotated as C-type lectin domain family 18 member B. Bases 1 to 1329 code for a protein of 442 amino acids. The transcript is spliced from 12 exons. Lineage: Eukaryota; Metazoa; Chordata; Mammalia; Diprotodontia; Phalangeridae. Gene Ontology annotation, molecular function: polysaccharide binding. The record is from RefSeq and is a predicted model, not a curated record.